This is a messenger RNA of Capsicum annuum, 432 nucleotides long. RefSeq names its product hyoscyamine 6-dioxygenase. NCBI's taxonomy places the organism in Eukaryota, Viridiplantae, Streptophyta, Magnoliopsida, Solanales, Solanaceae. The record is from RefSeq and is a predicted model, not a curated record.
AGGUGAUAAGUAAUGGGAAAUUAGAAAGUGGAAUACAUAGAGUGGCAACCAAUUCAGUGAGAGAUAGAAUAUCUGUUGGAUGCUUAACUAGUCCUGCCUGUAAUGGAGAAUGCAUCAUUGAGCCAGCAAGAGCACUUUUAAGUGAAACCAAUCCUCCUAAAUACAAGCCAUUCUCCUGCACUGAGUACUUGAAGAUUUUCUUCACUGACACUUCUGAAUUUGAAGCUGCACUCAACCCAUAUAAGCUUUAAUUUAUUUAUCCCUAAGGAAUAAAUGAUGCGCUUCUAAUUAGGGUAAGGCUGCAUACAACAAACCCUUGUAUUUCGACCUAAACCUGAACUCUGAACCUAGUAGUAACUUUAGUGCAUCGGUCUGCUAUAUACCUCGAGGAGGUAAUUGUGUGUGUUUUAUGUUAUGUUUUGAUUUUGUGCA